Ixodes scapularis (black-legged tick) is the source of this 816-nucleotide messenger RNA. RefSeq lists its product as uncharacterized. Gene Ontology annotation, molecular function: zinc ion binding; nucleic acid binding. The record is from RefSeq and is a predicted model, not a curated record. The transcript has 2 exons. Bases 1 to 816 code for a protein of 271 amino acids. NCBI's taxonomy places the organism in Eukaryota, Metazoa, Arthropoda, Arachnida, Ixodida, Ixodidae.
AUGCAGCCGCAACAGGAUGAGGAUAUGGCUAGAGACGAAGAUCGUUCUAGAAUGCACGACGAGAAUAUUCGCCGGUAUCUUGAGGACCUAGCGAAGCAAAAAAAGGAAGAAGUGGAUGCGGACAACGCAGCUAAAGCGGCGGGAUGGCAAACUGCCAGGAGUCGAAAGUACAACCGCAAGCUGAAGAAGGAGUUCACCGCGGCGGCUAAAAAGGAUAGCCGAACUCACAUGAUCAUUCUGAGGGUACGUGAACUAAACGUCAACGGCCUCUCGAGAGGACAUCUUUUAGGCGAAAUCGCUAAAGCUGCAGGAGUGCAGGUUGCGGAAGCUUUCGCGGAGGACAGCCUAUAUAUAAACAGCGCAAGCAACACAAUCUCCAUUCGCACGGACAACUCUGAGCGAGCAGGCAGGUACGUCGAGAUCAAGGAGAUCAUAAGCAACAACAAGAAGAUAGAAGUCCAUGGACAUGGAGCCAUCCCGGGCGAAUUUCAGCGAAUAGUACUGACUAACGUGUACUACCCGUCGGACGUAGUCGACGAAGUCGAACUGUUGAAUCAUAUGGUCAACUGCAACAAGCACACGGUGAUCGUAGACGUGAAACGGAUGGGAAGGUCGAUCCUGAUUACCUUGGGAACAAGCAAGCUCCCCGCGUACAUUAAGUUCUUCGGAGGAGUGUUCCCCUUCCACAUCUACCGAGAAACCAAGAGAGCAUGCAUGAAAUGCUGGAGAUUAGGACACAGAAUGGACGUAUGCCCCGAGAAGGACAACGGAAGGUGCCCCAAUUGUGGGGAAUUUCACGAACACUCCGGUCAAUAG